Molecule: messenger RNA, 369 nt
Organism: Rhagoletis zephyria (snowberry fruit fly)
Lineage: Eukaryota; Metazoa; Arthropoda; Insecta; Diptera; Tephritidae
Source: RefSeq, a predicted model, not a curated record
AUGGGCACACCGAUUGAUGAUAACGUCAUUGAGGGACUUCAGCACGAAGAUGAGGAACCAGGGCUUGUAAUUUUUGGCCGUGACGUUUCCAAGAUUCCAUGCUUUCGAAACUCCUUCCUCACCGGCAUCUACGGCGGAGUGGGCUGCGGUAUUGCUUCAUUUCUCGCUACAAGCCGUGCGGCACAGUCGACCCACAUUUCGGUAGUUUCAUUUACCGUCAUCACAUUGGGCUUUUGGUUCAACUGUCGGCGACAGUGGGCCAAAGAUUACUUUAACAUGAAGCAGGCAGAAGACAGCUUUCCAGAGGAGAUUGAAGCCAUCAAGGCGAGAAAGAUACCUAAGGAGCAGACUAUUCAGAAGACCAGCUAG